Coregonus sp. 'balchen' is the source of this 20793-nucleotide messenger RNA. NCBI's taxonomy places the organism in Eukaryota, Metazoa, Chordata, Actinopteri, Salmoniformes, Salmonidae. The record is from the annotation of a GenBank genome assembly.
AUGUUGCACAGAUCUGAAACUCGAGGUAACUGUGCAUUAGAAGUCGCUCUCAUCCCCGAGAACAACCUCUGUGAAAAUGUUGUGGACACAGCAAAAGCCAAAAUGGCCCAAGGCUGCUCCUUGCUCUGCUGCUUGAGUGGUACUGGGGGGCUGACAGUAGGCGACAUUUCAGAGAGCAAGGCACCGGGGAGAACGGUUGAUGGCACAUUUACAGAGUGAGUAAAGUGAGCUAAACAAAAAUGUAAACUGCCAUAUGCAUGUAUUUGCACAUUGAUGAUGGGAUUGGUUAACACAUCUCGUGUGUCUCUCUCUCUGUGUGUGCGGGUGGGUGGGUGGAGGAGGAAGACUUUUCUUAUAUCUUCAAAAAGUUCACUAAUUGAAUGAAUUCCUCCUUGUCUGUAGCUUUGCCUGGGAGGAGGUGACAGUUUACAAUGGAGCCCGUGGCAGCCCUAGACUGCUGGCUGUGAGCUCUGAGUGUGAGCUGACACUGUAUGAGCUGGAAGCAGAGGGCCCUACCUCUGGCCCUCUUGUCUCUGCCUCUGAGUUCACAGCAGAGAAGCUACUGCAGCUGGUCAAGGAGAAAGCCCUGAGUAUGUGACACCAAUGUCUUUAUCAUUAUCAGUUUAAUUCAGAUUCAAAGUAUUGGAUAAUAUUAGUCUUUCAGACCACAUUAGGGUACGCAGAAUUAGCAGUUUACAUUUACAUUACAUUUACGUCAUUUAGCACACUCUUAUCCAGAGCGACUUAUAAAUUGGUGCAUUCACUUUAUGAUAGCCAGUGGGACAACCACUUUACAUAUUUUUAUUUAUUUUAUUAUAUAUAUAUAUAUAUAUAUAUAUAUAUAUAUAUAUAUAUGAUAUAUAUAUUAUUAUUUUAAAAUAUAUUUUGUAGGGGGGGUGGUGGGUAGAAGGAUUACUUUUAUACUAUCCCAGGUAUUCCUGAAAGAGAUAGGGUUUCAAGUGUCUCCGGAAGGUGGUCAGUGACUCCGCUGUCCUGGCGUCGUGAGGGAGCUUGUUCCACCAUUGGGGUGCCAGAGCAUUUGUGCCUGAAGUUAUACUCUCAUUGUGAUUUUCGUAGCUUUGAGUGUUCUUUUACGUAAAUUCCAACUUUAAUCUAGCCAUAUGAAUUCGUAACCUAUACUAAACUGCAUUGCUUGCAUUUUGAUUCUGCAGGUGUGUCUGAGGUGGUGUCCUUGAGGCUGCUGUCCUUUGUGGAUGCCAGAUGCUUUCUCCUGCUCAACUCCAGUGCUAUGGUGCAGCUGCAGUGGCAGCAGGGGGCUGAACCGGAGACCCUGUCCUGCUGCACCAUCGUUCUGCCCCCAAAAGCCCCCCUGGACACAUGCACUGACUACCAGCUCUGCAGAGGCAUACUAUUUGUGUUGACCACAGCUGGAGUCAUAUGUAUCCUUAGCAGUUUCAUGAGUAGUAGUUAGUCCUGAAACACAGGGCUGUGCAGACUUCUAUGGCGUCUAGCCAUAACUGCCAUAGGAGUCAACAGCCAUCUCUCAGGACAAAGUAGUAGUAUCUUACUCUGUUCAAGAUUGUCAUUCAGUAUACUGCUCUAUCUUUAACGCAGUGCUCCAGAUGUGUUUGACAGUGCUGAGGGGAGGAAGCUGGCCAGUGUAGACCUGCCCUCGUACCACACUGCUGGGCUGGGGGAAGACGAGGUGGCGCCCUGCCUGGACGCCUUCCGUCUCCUCCAGGUGUCUCCUGACCUGGGUACUGCUGUUGCCUGCACUCAGUCCAACACUGCCUUCGCUGUCGACCUCAACCACUACUUCAGGUAAUUCAGCAGUAAACAGGGAAGAACUACCACUGAAACUCACCAAGAUGGUUUACUUGUGAUUCAAUCUGUCCAGUCCACCUGGAUGUCUCACAAUUUGUCUUUCCUUGAUUCCUUGCUUUCUCUUUCUUCGCCUCUUUCCCAAAAGCAUUCAAGGAGAACAUCCUUGGUUCCUCCCUUGGCACCUUUUCCUUCAAUGCGUUUUUAGAAGGAGGCGAGGAGAGAGGAAGCAAGCCAUCGAAGAAAGACAAAUUGAGAAGGAUUUUGGAUGAGCCCCUUCUUCCUCUGACUGACAGAUGUUGUUGUGGCUUUUUCCUGUCCUCCUGGUAGGAUGUACCCAGAGCAUCUGCUGUGUCGGGUGGUCCCCAGUCGCCCUCCCCUCAGGCCCCAGGAUCCCUGUGACGAGGACAGCCUCUCCAGCUCCACCUACAGCCACACUGUGCUGGGCACCUCCUUCAGCACUGACCGGUAAGAGGAAGAGCAUAGAAUAGAACAGAAUGGAAUACUCUGUUGUCAGUCUUGUACAUUAUAUUUUAGUUAAAGUGGAGUGUAUUGCAUACCAUAUUGUUUGUUUUUAUCUUUAAUCCCCUGAAAGGUAAAUGGGGUUAAUCAUUAUUUGUCUUCCUCCCUCCCCCUUCCCCUUAUCUCCAGGUCCUGGGAAGCUCGGCUGACUUCUCUGUACAACAAGGCCAAGGCUACCCCUCCUUCUUCUCCUCAGACUACGGGGGCUCCCUGGUUUAAGGAUUUCCCCCACAUCGAGUGUGGGCGGGCAGCUGUCGCUGCCAAGCUCUCCCAGAGCAGAGUCCCAUCAGGGGGAGCCACCAUGCAGUUCUCUGUCCCCGACACCGCUGCCCCAGUGCUGCUCUCUGUCUCUGAAUUCUCCGCUGUGUUGACCUUUGUCUCCCCUGGCAACAGCGAGACAGCUGUGGCCUUCUGGGAUCUGCAGUCCCAGAGUGUGACCUACCACCGGCUCACCUCGCCCACCGUGCCUGUCCAGCGUACCGCAGAGGAGGAGCUCAGCCUGCUUCUCAAGAGUGAGUCUGCUACUGACACAUAUGAGAGGUGUUUAGUGGUCCAGUCUCAGUCAUGGCUCAAAUCUGCUUGAAAAUCAGAGACAAGGUUUGAAUAUUGCUGUCCAUCAAUGAUUCCCAACCAAAUGUACUGAGCUAGAUCAAUUUUGAAAGGAAAAAGGUUACUUUUCAGUCUGUCGAUCAGUAUAACAUACUAUGUGCCAGGGUUUGACAUUAAUGCUUGUCCGCUUGCCCGGGACAAGUAAAAAAAUAAAUAAUUGUCAAACAAGAAGAAUAUAGACUAAAGUUGUUCGAAUGGACAAGUAAAAAUUAAAAUCACACAAAAAUCACAAUAUCAAACAAUUUGGCUACUCCGAUCAGAAUUGGAUCAGUGUCCUCCGGAUGCAAUGUGUUGCACACUGUCCUCCCAAUCUCUGCAGAGCGCAUCGGAGUAUAAUAUUAUAGGCCUGCAUUGACAGGAACGAGCGGUGUUUCAAUCAUGCAGUCACAAGAUUAUGUUUUUGAGAUCAAAGCGAGCCUAGCCGAGUGUGCACAUUUGUCGUUAUUUAUUGCUAGUUAGUGAGCCCAUUUAUAGCUCAUUUUUGGUCAGCAAUUCAAAUCCUGGAAAAGUCAUGGUGUGUGCAUCACCUGCGUGUGCCAGUGGGUCGUUGCCAGAGGAGCGAGAGAGACAUUUGCGCAGCAGAUAAAAUAAUGAUAGAGAACAGACUAGCAAGGUUACCUGCCAAACUACACUAUGUUUUGAAUUGGCUGUCUCGCUAGUUAACUAUUUAGCUAUUAGCAUGUAUUAAUGUCAUUGUCAUGUCCGAUGUCCUAAAAUAACUUUCCAUAGGCACUCGUGUAUAAUCGAAAAUGACAGACACGCAGUUGAUACGGGUGCACAGUUGAUGAAACCAAUGCUGCAUACUCCGUUUGAAAAAACGUCUCUCAAGCGCUCAAAAUUGGCUAGGAUUCUCCUUUAUUCAAUACUGGCCAUAUCAUUCUGACAACGUUACAAAAAUAUUGACAAGUAACUCCUAUGCUGUCAAGAUCUCCCCUGAACACUGAAUAUUUUAACCUAACAAAUAGAUAAACAUUUUAGUUGGCUACCUCGUCCACCUUAACCAUUUGAUCCCUGGUUCAUUGAAUGAGGGAAUUCUUUUAGAAAGACAUAAAACGUAUUUGGUUGUAAUUGUAAUGUUGUAGGGAGGCCAACCAUCCUCCAGGAGAUUCCAGGAGAGCUACUGGGUGUGCAGGCUUUUGCUCCAGCCCUGCUCUAACACACCACAUUGUAAAAAAUCAGCUGAUCAACAGAACCUUGAUAAGCUGACUGGUGUGUUUGAACAGGGUUGGAUCAAAAGCCUGCACAGCCAGUAGCUCUCCAGAUGGAGGGUUGAUGGACCACAUGUGUUUUAUACAGUAGCCUAUCAGUGCAGUAUUUUACUUUGUGGGGGGUUAAGUGCCUUGCUCAAGGCCACAACGGCAGGAGAUACUGUAUAAUACAUGGGAUCAGAGACAAGCAGCCGUCCGUUGCCAAUACAGGUGAUAAUAAUGAAUGUUAUUUUGUGAAGUGGUUCCUUGCAUAAUAUAACACCAUUUUCUGUCACCUUUUUGGCCCAACUGUUUUGGGUGGGUGGGGACAAGUGACUUGAGCUUUCGGACAAGUAAAAAAUCAGUCCUACUUGUCUGAAGGACAAGUGGCUAAAAAGGUUAAUGUCAAGCCCUGUAUGGGGAGUCAACGACCAAUCCUAUUCACCUGAAGCAAACUGAAAUCACGCCCAUUUCCUAAAUUCUUUAGCUCACCUGAAGGAAGAACGUGUCACACAAUUUACAAACUUUUCAAGCACAUGAAGGCUAUGAGAUUUGGCUGUUAGUGGAGAGAGAGUACUCGUCCUCCUAGAUGUUGCGAGUUUUGGGUCUUGGUAACGUUUUUUGUGUUUGCUAAAAACCAAUUACUUUCUGCUCUGCUUGUGUAGCCAGUGCUUCCUUGCUUGAGUAAGAUGGCCAGUGGGUAAGAGUAAGUUCAAAAAGGCUACCCAGCUGAGUUUGAACCUCCAACCAUGCCAACCUCCAACCAUGAUACUCAAUUGUGCUUUCCUGUUGCCUUGGGUGGAAACACGCUCAGGAGACCUUGGCUUGGACCAGUUUGUGUGACCACUGUGUCCGGCUGGGUUCAACUUCCAUUGGGAGUCGGGCUGACUUUGUGAGGAAGAUUGGUGGUCGGAGUUGGUAGGGGUGUCAUCUCAGCCGAGUUAGGCUCCUUCCGGUUUCUCUGGCAGUGUUCAGAGUCCGGAUUCCAGGAUUGAUAUACUAUCCCUGAUUGGUUCUGGAGGGUUUUCAGAGUGUUAAUUGGAUGACAUCAGUCCGGGGCAGCCUGAAGCCCCGGCUUUGGAUUCGGUGGGGGAGAGUGAACCAUUGGUGGUGAAUGCGCCUUUGAUGGUGUUUUUCGCACUCUGCACGCUGUGGUCGAUGUUAGGCAGCGUUUUGUUCGGGUUUCCCUGGUUUGAGCCUUGGGCUGCCUUGAUGGGUGGCAGCGUGCAGAGUGCGUUUUAUCAGGGUUACCACAAUUUUAUGUGGGUUUGAGCCUUGGGCUACGGCGGCAGCGAGCGAGUACACAGUUUAAAGGUUACUGCAGGUUUUUUGUGGGAAGCCUGCAGUAACCAUUUUGAUGGUGGAUCUUUGAUGUUAUGGGGCUAUUUUGCUUCCACAGGUCCUGGGGCUAUUGUUAAGGUCAACGGCAUAAUUAACCUUUUCCCAGUACCAGGACAUUUUAGCCAAAAACCUGGUUACCUCUGCCAGGAGGCUGAAACUUGGACGUACAGUGCAUUCGGAAAGUAUUCAGACCCCUUGACUUUUUCCACAUUUUGUUACAUUAAAGCCUUAUUCUAAAAUUGCUUAAAUCGAUUUUUCCCCUCAUCAAUCUACUCACAAUACCCCAUAAUAACAAAGCAAAAACAGGUUUUUAGAAAUGUUUGCAAAAACAUUUUUUUUAACUUUUACUGAGGAGUUGCUUCCCUCUGGCCACUGUACCAUAAAGGCCUGAUUGGUGGAGUGCUGCAGAGAAGGUUGUCCUUCUGGGAGGUUCUCCCAUCUCCACAGUGGAACUCUAGAGCUUUGUCAGAGUGACCAUCGGGUUCUUGGUCAGCUCCCUGACCAAGGCCCUUCUCCCCAGAUUGCUCAGUUUAGCCGGGCGGCCAGCUCUAGGAAGAGUCUUGGUGGUUCCAAACUUCUUCCAUUUAAGAAUGAUGGAGGCCACUGUGUUCUUGGGGACCUUCAAUGCUGCAGACAUUUUUUGGUACCUUUCCCCAGAUCUGUGCCUCGACACAAUCCUGUCUCAGAGCUCUACAGACAAUUCCUUCGACCUCAUGGCUUGAUUUUUGCUCUGACAUGCACUGUCAACUGUGGGACCGUAUAUAGACAGGUGUGUGCCUUUCCAAAUCAUGUCCAAUCAAUUGAAUUAACCACAGGUGGACUCCAAUCAAGUUGUAGAAACAUCUCAAGGAUGAUCAAUGGAAAAAGGAUGCACCUGAGCUCAAUUUCGAGUCUCAUAGCAAAGGGUCUGAAUACUUAUGUAAAUAAGGUAUUUCGCUUUGUCAUUAUGGGGUAUUGUGUGUAGAUUGCUGAGAUAAUUGUUAUUUAUUUAAUCCAUUGUAGAAUAAGGCUGUAACAUAACAACAUUUUGAAAAAGUAAAGUCUGCGGACUUGUAACCCAUUGAAAACCUGCAGUUUGAAUGGAAAAGGGCAGUCCAUAAGCGCAGACUAAGGAUAUCAAUGAUCUGGAAGGAUUCUGUAUGGAGGAAUGGUCUAAGAUCCUUCCCAAUGGGUUCUCCAACUCAUAAAACCAAGGGAGAAAAAGGCUCAGUGCCAUUCUCCUCGCUAGGUGAGGUAUUGAACACAGGGGUGUCAGUAAUUUUUUUGAAAAAUAAAUAUGACUUGUUAAACAAAAUCUCUUUCUCUGAGCAAUUGUAUUACCGGUAGAAUAAAAUAAUAUAAUUUCCCCAUUUUUGUUUUGUGCAUAAAAUAUAGCUCAGUAUUUGAGAUAUUUAUUUUAUACAGUCAUCUUUGCUCAUCUUUUUCAAGGGGGUCAAUCAUUUCAGACCCCACUGUAUGUUGCCCUUAGAGUUGUGCAAAGUUUGUAGAAUCUUAUUGUAAAUGAUUCAAAGCUGUAAUGGCUGCCAAAAGUAUUAUCUCUGGGAUAAAUGUAAAUGUAAAUGUAAAUGUAUGAAGACAUAUGCAAUCAUUAUUAUUAAUUUUAUUAAAAUUAUUUGUUGUCUUUAUUAUUAAUUUGGAAAAUGUUCUAGCAUAUUCUUUCACUUUGAAAAUGUGGAUUAGGUUAUUUAGAUCGGUAAGAAAAAAAUCCAAUGCAAUCCCUUAUACUUAAUAUUUAAUUUUUACGGAAGAAAACUGUGCAAGUGGUGAGUAGACUUUCACUAGGUGCUGUAUGUUUUAAUUAUUCCUGUGUGUAUGGCUAUUGAGUGUAGCUCCUGUGUGUUGCAGCGUCAGGCCUGUCCCUGGUGCUGUUUGCUGUGUCACAGGAGGAGCUGCUCAACAGACUAAUGGUAUUUGGCAGCGCCGGCACCGUGGACUCUCUGUGCCACCUUAAUGAAUGGGGCCGCUGCUCCAUCCCCAUUCACGCCCUGCAGGUAGGCCUGGGGCUCGUUCAGUUGGUCAAAUGGUUUGCUUCAUUUCACAACAGUACGUACUGAACGACACAUGCCUUUGUUUUGUAUUUGUAGGCUGGUCUGAAGAAUCACCAGUUGGACACAGUGGACUUCUUCCUGAAGAGCAAAAAUAACGUCCUGACACCACCCUCGGGGUAUAUUCUACCUGACCAAUCAGCUGUCAUCUCAACCCAGAGCCAGCUGAAGAGUAAGGCCUUUACAAUACAUUUCAUAUUAAUCACAUAAAGCCCUAGAAUCCUAAUAGAAAUACUUAGUAUUAUUGUAAUAGUAUGCCAUAGUAAUUAAUGCUAAGUAUACAUUUUACAUGCAUGUUGAUGCUACACUAUUUUAUUUAUUUGUGCAGGGACACCACCUCCUGUUAUUUUAAGGGAUUAUCAGUAGCCCAAGCUUCUUUAAGAUUUCAUUAAAUGAUUUAUGAAUUUAAAUGUGCAAUUUCUUAAUAAUUAUUCACUCAAUAAUCAAUACCUACCAUUGAAAUAUUGCAUGGCGCAAAUAGUGUACAGUUCAAGUGACAUCUUUCGUCCGUUUGUCAUGUUUAUGUAAUGUAGUAUUGUGUUGCAAGAUCAAUACACUUCACUGAUUUUAUAAAUCAGGCUGAAAAAUAAGGGGUGCAUUGAUAGUUAAAUUGAAAGCUACAAUGUAAUGGUAAGCACUGUGAGGACACUCUAGGUUGUAAAUGCAAGUAAUCGGAAAAUCCUAUACCAUGCAUGACAAUAAAAUGCUUGGGGAACACAGACACACGAACAGAAACACGCACAGCACACACACGGUGAGAGUUACGACGGUAAUGAUUCAUAUUGUGCACUGACGCAUGGGAGCUAUUAGGCCAACGGUCUGUCGUAUCAGCCUCGCCUCCUGAGUCCUGAUUGGAUCGUUGGAUAGUAGGUAAAGCAUUGGAUGCCCUUGAGAUCAGAUAGUGUGCCUGUCAUUAAUCUAGCCCACUGGGAGUGGCUGACAAACAGGAUGGAACAAAGAUUGGUAUUUGGUAUUUUAUUAAGAUCCCCAUUAGCUGUUGCGAAAGCAGCAGCUACUCUUCCUGGGGUCCACACAACAUAAAACAUGACAUAAUACAACAAAUUAUAAACAAGAGCAGCUCAAAGACAGAACUACAUAAAUAAAAUAUAUAUAUAUUUCACACACACACACAAAUGUGUAUUUAAAUGUGUGUGUGUGUGUGUGAGAGAGAGAAAGGAAGGGGACUGUACCUCAUGCGAUGUCAGCUAGAAUUACCGCUCCCAAUAGUAAUUGCCUUCUCACAUGAUGUUUUACUGUAGUCUCAUCACAGCCUAGUAAUUGAAAUGGUAUAUAAAAUUGUGUAUGUGUGCAUGCGCCCCCAUGCAUUUAAUUUGUGUGUGUGUGUGGUUGAUGUUUUCUCCUACUGGCUAGAAUAAAUGUGUUCAUAUUAAUAUGUCUGGAGUGUAUAUGUAACAAACAAAAAAAAUGGGUAGGACAUUGUAAUUACCAGAAUGUAAUGAAUAGAACUGUAGCAAACACAGCCAUUACAAUGGCUAAAUUUCCCCCGUUUCUCCCUCCACUGCCCUACACAUAUGAUAUGACCUGGGUACAGAUCUAGGAUCAGCUUCCCCUCCCCCAAUCCUAACCUUAACCAUUAGUGGGGAACAUGCAAAACUGACUAAAGAUCAGCUUCUAGAGGCAACUUCAUCCUACUCCAGAUAUGACAGCGUGAGUGUUUCUCUCUGUUCCUGUAGAUGUCCAGGAUCUGUGUCCGGCGCUGGACCUUCUGCGUUGUGCCAUCAGAGACAACCAUACUGAGGUCCAGAGCCGACAAUUUUCAGAACAACUGCUCAGCAUCACCCUGGCCUUCCUCAACACACAAGUCAGGGCCGUCGUCUCCGCCACAGAGGGUAAGACACUGCAUGCUUUUGAAUGCACUGCUAGCAGCAAGGUAUAAUUUUUUUUUUUUAAGUGAACAAUCCCUUUUAAGAUUUGUUUUUGGGGGGACACUGCAUCAACCUGCUUAGUUGCCAACUGUAUAGUUACAGAAUCCAGUUGCUGUAAGCAUGAUGCAUUAGGAGUGCUGCCUCACUGAGCAGAGUCGUGGUCGAGUGGUUCUAGGCACUGUUCUAGUUCCCUGGAGACUGGGGUUCAAUCCCUGUGUCCACCCUUCACACUACUAUGCCUGAUCCAUUUCCCCCUCUGUUUCUCACCUCUCUGAAAUGAAAUCAAUACAAUCUGAAAUCCACCCACUCCUUUAAAAUAAAAAAUAAAUGCUACUAUCUCAAGCAAUCAGCCAUGGCUGGCACGAAAACAUCUGAAGGAGAUUGCAUCAACCUGCUUAGUUGCCAACUGUAUAACUAAAAAAUCCAGUUGACAUUAGAAUUUGGAUUGCUGCCACAGUCUUGACAUGUUAUUGAAAUAUACUGAAUAGAAAUAUAAGUGCAACGUAACAAUUUCAACGAUUUUACUGAGUUACAGUUUAUAUAAGGAAAUCAGUGAAUUUAAAUGAAUUCAUUAGGCCCUAAUCUAUGGAUUUCACAUGAUUGGGCAGGGGCGCCGUUUUAUUUCAGCUCAUGAAACAUGGGACCAACACUUUACAUGUUGCAUUUAUAUUUUUCUUCAGUAUAGAAAAGUCUAUAGAAAUAGAAACUCCAGCACACUGGUGACCUUGAUGCUCCAUAAAUGUAACAGAUCUUAUAUUUCAGUCUCAAUAGACCUUCAUCAGGGAUUUAGAUUGAUAUUAUUAGGAGAUCAGAACCAAGUUUGUAUGGUCUAUGUUCAAUCAUGAUAAGGUCUGAUGAUGGUGGGUGUUUAACCUCUUAAGGAUCGGACCCUUUUUUGAAAUUUUCGCCUAAAAUGACAGACCCAAAUCUAACUGCCUGUAGCUCAGGACCUGAAGCACGGAUAUGCAUCUAAUUGAUACCAUUUGAAAGGAAACACUUUGAAGUUUGUGGAAAUGUAAAAUUAAUGUAGGAGAAUAUAACACAUUAGAUCUGGUAAAAGAUAAUACAAACAAAAAAACAAGGGGUCUCCAAUUUAAGUGCCUUGCUUAAGGGCACAUCGACAGAUUUUUCACCUAGUCGGCUCGGGGAUUAGAACCAGCGACCUUUCGGUUACUGGCACUAUUCUCUUACCCACUAAGCUACUAGACUAUUUUGUAUGAAGUCUGCCCAAAUGUGCCAAUUGAUACAUUUUCAUGUACAUAACUAUAGAGAACAUACAAAAAUAAUAUGGUAAUACAAAGGUAAGUUUACACACUCCCAGGAACACACUCACAGGAAUGUCAUACAUGAUGGAUCAUUAGCUUAUACACUAACAUUCACACAUAGAUGGCUGGGCGGGGUGGGUGUGGAGCCAGAGACAGCAAGGGUUCAAACUGUAGAACCCAGUUCCUACAUUUGAAUAUCAAAAGGGAUUUUAUCAAACAAAACUAUGCUACAUUUUAUCUCUGGGUCCCUCAGGAUGACAAAUCAGAGCAAGAUUACUGAAUGUAAGUACAUUAUUUACCUUCAGAGGUGAAUGUAUCAAACCAGUUGCCAUGAUAUGUUUUUUGUUGUUGUGCACUCUCCUCAAACAGCAGCAUGGUAUUUUUUCACUGUAAUAGCUACAGUAAAUUGGACAGUGCAGUUAAAUUAACAAGAAUUUAAGCUUUCUGCCCAUAUAAGACAUUUGAUGUUACUUACAACAGUCAUGCUAAUCACAUUAGCGCACUUUAGCUCAAUCGUUCCGUAUACGGGACACCGAUCCCGUAGAGGUUAAAACGUUCAAUAACACAGUGGUUUCUCCCUAUUCUCUCAUUUCUUUCUACACAGAGCUGGAUGAGAACCUGCGGAAGUGUGUGGAGAUCUUGGAUAGUUACGUCUCGGAUCUGCGCACCUUCAUGAAGAGGUUUCCCUGGCCAACAGGUGCCGACACUUUCACCCUUAUCCCAUCCCCCAUACCUGUAGCUGAGGAGGUGGAGAACGACGACUGGUGUUCCCUCUCAACUGAGGUAAAAACACAGUGGACUUUAUUUAGUCACAAUCACACAGACGCACACAAGGAGCAGAGUGGGCAUGAAUCCUCAACGACAUCCUAGAUGGGUAAUAAUGAUAAUGGCUUGAAUUCUUGUCACACUUUUUGCCCAUAGGCCUCAAAGCACUUGACAUUGUGCUUGGAUAACUCUUCUCAUCCACCAUACGCAACAGCCAUUUUGCACCAGAAUGAUUCUCACCAAUUGGCUAUAAUUACAUAAUUAUCUACAGUAAUGACCAGAAAUCUGAUUUCUGAUACUGUGUGUGUGUGUUUGUGUGUGUCAAGGAGGUGGUCAAGCGGGCAGUGCUGACCAAGCAGAUUCCCCGGGCCCAGGCCUACCUGAGGAGCCAGAACAGGCCAGAUCAGCGGCUGGAGGAGUUGAGGAGUACGGGGCUGCGUCUGGCCUUCACCUGCCUCACACACAGAGACCUGGAGCAGGCCACUGCACUGCUCAGGAACAUGGUGAGACUAUGGCUCUGUUCGGUUUGCUUUCACUAAUCCAUCCUGGAAGGAUUCUGUAUGGAGGAAUGGUCUAAGAUCCCUCUGAAUGUGUUCUACAACUCAUCAAACCUUUUAGAAAAAGGCUCAGUGCCGUUUUCCUCACAAGGUGAGGUAUUGAAGGGUAUUGAAAACUGGAGUGUCAAUAAUUUUGUCUUCUACCUUUUUGAGAGAAAAAAAUAUUACUUGUUGAACAAAAUCUCUUUCUCUGAGCAAUCGCAUUAGCAUAAAAUAAUAUAAUUUCCCCCAAAAAAUGUUGCAUACAAUAUAACUCAGUAUUUGUAUUUAGUUUAUACAGUCAUUUUUGCCCAUCUUUAUCAAGGGUGUCAAUAAUUUCAGACCCCACUGUAGGUUGCCCUUAGAGUUGUGCAAAGUUGGUAGAAUCUAAUUCUAAAUGCUUCCACCAAGUAUUACCUCUUAGGUCAUCUUUAUCAAGGGUGUCAAUCAUUUUAGGACCCCACUCUAUAUGCCAUUUAGCAGACGCUUUUAUCCAAAGGCACUUCCAGUCAUGCAUGCAUACAUUUUACAUAUGGGUGGUCCCGGGAAUCGAACCCACUAUCCUGGCGUUGCAAGCACCAUACUCUAACAACUGAGAUACGGAGGACCAACUCUAUAUACAGUGAGGGAAAAAAGUAUUUGAUCCCCUGCUGAUUUUGUACGUUUGCCCACUGACAAAGAAAUGAUCAGUCUAUAAUUUUAAUGGUAGGCUUAUUUGAACAGCGAGAGACAGAAUAACAACAAAAAAAUCCAGAAAAACGCAUGUCAAAAAUGUUAUGAAUUGAUUUGCAUUUUAAUGAGGGAAAUAAGUAUUUGACCCCCUCUCAAUCAGAAAGAUUUCUGGCUCCCAGGUGUCUUUUAUGCAGGUAACGAGCCCUCUGCAAAACAUGAGUUAGUACUUGGUGGCAAAACCCUUGUUGGCAAUCACAGAGGUCAGACGUUUCUUGUAGUUGGCCACCAGGUUUGCACACAUCUCAGGAGGGAUUCUGUCCCACUCCUCUUUGCAGAUCUUCUCCAAGUCAUUAAGGUUUCGAGGCUGACGUUUGGCAACUCGAACCUUCAGCUCCCUCCACAGAUGUUCUAUGGGAUUAAGGUCUGGAGACUGGCUAGGCCACUCCAGGACCUUAAUGUGCUUCUUCUUGAGCCACUCCUUUGUUGCCUUGGCCGUGUGUUUUGGGUCAUUGUCAUGGUGGAAUACCCAUCCACGACCCAUUUUCAAUGCCCUGGCUGAGGGAAGGAGAUUCUCACCCAAGAUUUGACGGUACAUGGCCCCGUCCAUCGUCCCUUUGAUGCGGUGAAGUUGUCCUGUCCCCUGAGCAGAAAAACACCCCCAAAGCAUAAUGUUUCCACCUCCAUGUUUGACGGUGGGGAUGGUGUUCUUGGGGUCAUAGGCAGCAUUCCUCCUCUUCCAAACACGGCGAGUUGAGUUGAUGCCAAAGAGCUCCAUUUUGGUCUCAUCUGACCACAACACUUUCACCCAGUUCUCCUCUGAAUCAUUCAGAUGUUCAUUGUCUGUCAGACGGGCAUGUAUAUGUGCUUUCUUGAGCAGGGGGACCUUGCGGGCGCUGCAGGAUUUCAGUCCUUCACAGCGUAGUGUGUUACCAAUUGUUUUUUUGGUGACUAUGGUCCCAGCUGCCUUGAGAUCAUUGACAAGAUCCUCCCGUGUAGUUCUGGGCUGAUUCCUCACCAUUCUCAUGAUCAUUGCAACUCCACGAGGUGAGAUCUUGCAUGGAGCCCCAGGCCGAGGGAGAUUGACAGUUCUUUUGUGUUUCUUCCAUUUGCGAAUAAUCUCACCAACUGUUGUCACCUUCUCACCAAGCUGCUUGGCGAUGGUCUUGUAGCCCAUUCCAGCCUUGUGUAGGUCUACAAUCUUGUCCCUGACAUCCUUGGAGAGCUCUUUGGUCUUGGCCAUGGUGGAGAGUUUGGAAUCUGAUUUAUUGAUUGCUUCUGUGGACAGGUGUCUUUUAUACAGGUAACAAACUGAGAUUAGGAGCACUCCCUUUAAGAGUGUGCUCCUAAUCUCAGCUCGUUACCUGCAUAAUAGACACCUGGGAGCCAGAAAUCUUUCUGAUUGAGAGGGGGUCAAAUACUUAUUUCCCUCAUUAAAAUGCAAAUCAAUUUAUAACAUUUUUGACAUGCGUUUUCUGGAUUUUUUUGUUGUUAUUCUGUUUCUCACUGUUCAAAUAAACCUACCAUUAAAAUUAUAGACUGAUCAUUUCUUUGUCAGUGGGCAAACGUACAAAAUCAGCAGGGGAUCAAAUACUUUUUUCCCUCACUGUAGUCUGACAACAUUUUAAAACGAUUCUCACCAAUUGGCUAUAAUUACAUAAUUAUCUACAGUAAUGACCAGAAAUCUGAUUUCUGAUACUGUGUGUGUGUGUUUGUGUGUGUCAAGGAGGUGGUCAAGCGGGCAGUGCUGACCAGCAUAUUCCCGGGCCCAGGCCUACCUGAGGAGCCAGAACAGGCAGAUCAGCGGCUGAGGAGUUGAGGAGUACGGGGCUGCGUCUGGCCUUCACCUGCCUCACCACACAGAGACCUGGAGCGGCCACUGCACUGCUCAGGAACAUGGUGAGACUAUGGCUCUGUUCGGUUUGCUUUCACUAAUCCAUCCUGGAAGGAUUCUGUAUGGAGGAAUGGUCUAAGAUCCCUCUGAAUGUGUUCUACAACUCAUCAAACCUUUUAGAAAAAGGCUCAGUGCCGUUUUCCUCACAAGGUGAGGUAUUGAAGGGUAUUGAAAACUGGAGUGUCAAUAAUUUUGUCUUCUACCUUUUUGAGAGAAAAAAAUAUUACUUGUUGAACAAAAUCUCUUUCUCUGAGCAAUCGCAUUAGCAUAAAAUAAUAUAAUUUCCCCCAAAAAAUGUUGCAUACAAUAUAACUCAGUAUUUGUAUUUAGUUUAUACAGUCAUUUUUGCCCAUCUUUAUCAAGGGUGUCAAUAAUUUCAGACCCCACUGUAGGUUGCCCUUAGAGUUGUGCAAAGUUGGUAGAAUCUAAUUCUAAAUGCUUCCACCAAGUACUACCUCUUAGGUCAUCUUUAUCAAGGGUGUCAAUCAUUUUAGGAACCCACUCUAUAUGCCAUUUAGCAGACACUUUUAUCCAAAGGCACUUCAAGUCAUGCAUGCAUACAUUUUACAUAUGGGUGGUCCCGGGAAUCGAACCCACUAUCCUGGCGUUGCAAGCACCAUACUCUAACAACUGAGAUACGGAGGACCAACUCUAUAUAGUCAGACAACAUUUUACAACAUGGAGAUUGUUAAACAAUAUGACUCAGCAUGUUCGUAGUUAGACAACGAUGAACAAUGGUAACAAUAUAAGAAAAACAAAACAAACAAUAUAGCUGCGAGCAGCAAUGAACGGGGUUCACAGGAUGACAGAAAGGACACAAGAUCAGUUGGAUAGCAAAGCAAGCACUCUAUCAUGUAGGAACGAUCUUUCUUUAUGUGCAAUCAUGUCUAAAUACAACAUCUGGAGUGAAUCUGAUGUACGGUUCAUGAGGAGAAGAUGAUUGCAGAUGAUUUUUAGCAUUAGCGUUACAUAUGCAAAGAAUGAGUUGUUAAUAGUUUCCUUGUUGUUGUUUUUUUAUAUAAAUACCAAAUUCAGUGUGCUUCAUCUUAGGGAUGUCAAUGAUAGCGAUGACAAGUUCCAAGUUGAUAGGCCACCGUGGAGUGGAUUUCCAGUGGUUUGAAUUGACACGUAAAAUCAGAUUUUUGAUUUGUCAGUAACUCAGCUACCUCUUAACCAAUCCCUUGGCUUUUCUCAAACUAAGUUAAGAGAUGUACCAUGGGCCUGUUACUUAUGGUUCAUGAGAAUACGUUUUUCCAAGAUGGAGGAGAAUCUAUCGUGAUUGUCCUUAUGACAUUUAUUCAGCAUGAGGAAAGACACUUGCAUCCAAAGUUUCAAGUCUUUCGGUCAAACAGGCCGGCGAAUAGGAGGGUUUAAGUGAGAUUGCUUAUAAAGAAAAAUUAGCUACAAAGAAAAAUUGUCAACUGAUAAAUGGCUAAAACCUAAACUCAGAACUCAUAACCAGAUCAAAACACCUAUGAGCCAGAACCCUAUGUCAUCUGACAAGAAAUCAAAGAACCUUGUGUGCCCAGUUGAGAACUGGGAUACUGCUUCUGGCAAUUGAAGUAGGUAGGUUCAAUGCCAUCAAUGAAGAAGAGCAGCUAUAGACUUGUUGGUUGUUUAGCAACAAAACUGACUUGUGCGCAACUAUGGGAUUGGCUUAUAUUGUUGGCAACAUGUCAACUAUAUUUAGUUUACAAUGUUUGUUGAAAACAUAAAUACAUUUGCACAAUGAGCACUUGUUGUCUCUCAAAUACAUUGUUGCAGUUGUUGGUUAGCUAGCUAGUGAAUUUUUGCUAUAUUAGCAUAGACGUGACAUCAGUCAAAACACCUCAAAACAAGACAUGGUAUCAAGAACAAGAUAAACCUAGUACUAGCUCCGGGGUGCCAAUAAUUCUGUCCAUGCAUUUGUCUUAAUUUUUUUAAAUAAAACUGUUACACUUAAAGUAAGGUGUAGAGACCAAAAGUUUUUUCAAUUUCAUCUUGUUUUAGAAGAAAUAUGGAAUUUUGGGGGAUUUUUGUAUUUUCUGUAUGUAAGGGUGCCAAUAUAUUUGGCCGCAACUAUGUAUGUAUGUAUGUAUGUAUGUAUGUAUGUAUGUAUGUACUUGUGUGCAUAUAUAAGUAUGAUCAUUUUCUUUGGUGAGUACAGUGUCUUAUAAGCCCAUGUGGGCUGGGCAUCAUGAAGAUGCAUGACACUAUAUAAUAUAAUCAACCAAUCAAUCAAUCAUAUAAGACUACUUGACUGUGGUUACACUGCAUGAUUAUUUUACAUAACCCACAGGACAGACAGAGCUUUGCUAUUCAAUGUGCCCAGAGUCUGCGAAUACAGGGAUGUUGUUAGCAUCUCACACACCCAUGACCAAGCAGGAAUGUUAGUGUGUCCUCCAUGGCUAAAUGGGCAUUUCUCAUGCAACUGAAUUAGACAGGAGUCUUCUUGUUUUUUAUUGUUGUUUGUUUUGCUGUGUGAAUAAACCAAAAUUGUAUAAACACAGUCAGAGCUUUGCGAUAAUGCUCCAUACUGUGGUUAAAAGACUCCAACGCCAGCGUUGUCUGUUUUCAGGGUUUCAACGUAAAGAAGCAACUGCAUAACAUAUGCCUCUACACAGACGACCGGGACCUAAGGGACUUUGUGGUAAGACCAGCAUUUUGAGCAAAUUCAAUGAUCGCGUCUAACAUUGGCUUUCAUUAUUUGGAUGAUUUGACUGUUAAAAAACUAAUUUCAGCCAGACAAGGGUGAAAUUAAAAAUAUAGUCCUUAUCACCAUCUCUUUAUGAACAUAACUCAUUACCUUUUGGCGGCCUCAAAGGCGUUAUUACCAAUCUUAUUAAGAUUUGGGGUUUUUCAAUUACUGUCUGCAGGUGGAGGAGUUGUCAAAGCAGAGCUAUUUGUCUGAUGAAGAGGUGCAGAGGAUGGAAUUCAUCAAACAGAUGGAGGCUUUGUGUGCGGUGCCUGAGACGUGCUGCACAGACCCUGUGGGCAGACAACGGUAUGAGAUAAAACAGACUCUUUACUGCAUUUGGUUUUACAGUUUUCUCUUCAUGUACUUUUCUACUGUCAGGAUUUCUGACACCGUAUCCACCUGGGUCGUGUUCUUUAGUCAUCAAAACAAAAGAAAACACAGAAACAGGGAGGGACAACCUGGACUUGUCCAAUAAGAACUGCUAAAAUGUUUUCUAUUUCAGCAGUGUUUUACAAUGUCUGUUGCGUGUCCUAAUGAACACGGCCCUGGAUGCCAGUAGUUGUUUUUCUCUGCUUACAUGACAUGACAUUUUACCAUGUUAGCAGUAAACAGUUAGUUUUUUUUGCUCAAUCAUUUAUCUUUAGUCUUGCUCUAUGGCAAUGCACUUCCUGUUUCAAUGUAGCAAACUGUACUGUGUACUGCUUUCUCUCAGGGUUCCUCAGAUGGCCCAGACAGACCCAGGGUCUAAGAGCCUGCUGGAGGAGCUGGUAGACCAGAGAGGCUCCCAGUCAGAACAGACACUGUGGAGCUCGCUGCGUCUGGACUGGGUCAGACAUUGGGACCACAACACCCAGAGAGCCAUCCUGCUGUCACGCCUACAAGACUCAGGUAGGACUCUCUUAACCCUGCAUUCACACCCUAUAUGAGUAAUCGUAAGUACGAGAUCCCGACUUGGAAAAAACAUUCAGCUUUCAAGUGGUACAAGUUGGAAACUCGUAUCAUCUCUGGACCCCGACUUUCCCGUCAUGCUGAACUCUGACUUCACCUACCACAGAAAUUACUUUGAUGACAGCAUUUUCGGCACUUAAAGGGAUAAUCCACUCCAGAAUGAAAGUCCUGUCAAUUUGGUGAUAGUCAAUGUUCUAUGAGUGAGUAAAACAUUUAUUUUCACCAUGAUUUAACUUCUAAGUGGUCUGCCUGUGAAAUCAGGAAAUCGUGUUGUGCCAUGUCAUCACGAUCAGGUUCUCGUCACUGAAGAAUUCAAAAUUAUCACAUUUCAUAACACUUUAAAAAAUAUAUACCUGCACUCCCGAUCACCAUAUCAGCCAAUGCAUGGUAUGGGCAUACAGUUGAAGUCGGAAGUUUACAUACACCUUAGCCAAAUACAUUUAAACUCAGUUUUUCACAAUUCCUGACAUUUAAUCCUAGUAAAAAUUCCCUGUCUUAGGUCAGUUAGGAUCAGCACAUUAUUUUAAGAAUGUGAAAUGUCAGAAUAAUUGUAGAGAAAAUUAUUUCAUUCAGCUUUUAUUUCUUUCAUCACAUUCCCAGUGGGUCAGAAGUUUACAUACACUCAAUUAGUAUUUGGUAGCAUUGCCUUUAAAUUGUUUAACUUGGGUCAAACGUUUCGGGUAGCCUUCCACAAGCUUCCCACAAUAAGUUGGGUGAAUUUUGGCCCAUUCCUCCUGACAGAGAUGGUGUAACUGAGUCAGGUCUGUAGGCCUCCUUGCUUGCACACGCUUUUUCAGUUCUGCCCAUAAAUUUUCUAUAGGAUUGAGCUCAGGGCUUUGUGAUGGCCACUCCAAUACCUUGACUUUGUUGUCCUUAAGCCAUUUUGCCACAACUUUGGAAGUAUGCUUGGGGUCAUUGUCCAUUUGGAAGACCCAUUUGCGACCAAGCUUUAACUUCCUGGCUGAUGUCUUGAGAUGUUGCUUCAAUAUAUCCACAUCAUUUUCCUUCCUCAUGAUGUCAUCUAUUUUGUGAAGUAUACCAGUCCCUCCUGCAGCAAAGCACCCCCACAGCAUGAUGCUGCCACCCCUGUGCUUCACGGUUGGGAUGGUGUUCUUCGGCUUGCAAGCCAUCCCCUUUUUCCUCCAAACAUAACGAUGGUCAUUAUGGCCAAACAGUUCUAUUUUUGUUUCAUCAGACCAGAGGACAUUUCUCCAAAAAGUGCAAUCUUUGUCCCCAUGUGCAGUUGCAAACCGUAGUCUGGCUUUUUUAUGGCGGUUUUGGAGCAGUGGCUUCUUCCUUGCUGAGCGGCCUUUCAGGUUAUGUCGAUAUAGGACUCGUUUUACUGUGGAUAUAGAUACUUUUGUACCUGUUUCCUCCAGCAUCUUCACACGGUCCUUUGCUGUUGUUCUGGGAUUGAUUUGCACUUUUCGCACCAAAGUACGUUCAUCUCUAGGAGACAGAACGCAUCUCCUUCCUGAGCGGUAUGACGGCUGUGUGGUCCCAUGGUGUUUAUACUUGCGUACUAUUGUUUGUACAGAUGAACGUGGUACCUUCAGGUGUUUGGAAAUUGCUCCCAAGGAUGAACCAGACUUGUGGAGGUCUACCAUUUUUUUCUGAGGUCUUGGCUGAUUUCUUUUGAUUUUCCCAUGAUGUCAAGCAAAGAGGCACUGAGUUUGAAGGUAGGCCUUGAAAUACAUCCACAGGUACACCUCCAAUUGACUCAAAUGAUGUCAAUUAGCCUAUCAGAAGCUUCUAAAGCCAUGACAUAAUUUUCUGGAAUUUUCCAAGCUGUUAAAAGGCACAGUCAACUUAGUGUAUGUAAACUUCUGACCCACUGGAAUUGUGAUACAGUGAAUUAUAAGUGAAAUAAUCUGUCUGUAAACAAUUGUUGGAAAAAUUACUUGUGUCAUGCACAAAGUAGAUGUCCUAUCCAACUUGCCAAAACUAUAGUUUGUUAACAAGACAUUUGUGGAGUGGUUGAAAAACAAGUUUUAAUGACUCCAACCUAAGUGUAUGUAAACUUCCGACAUGAACUGUACUUGUCUAGAACACAUCCAUCCGUCUAUAUAUCGUCAUGACAAACUACAUAUUUUGCUAAGAUGUACUCAAACUAAACAGACCGAAUUAUUCAACUCAAUUUUUCCUUCAACUACCAUCACGCAACACAAAUUUCUCUUCUCCCCCCUUGCCCUGUGUGUGUUUGUGGCCGCACUGUGCCUGUGGGGCCGUUGCGUUGCCAUAGCAACACCAGACUCCACUCUGUGAGGCACACGACCUGCAGUUUGAACAUGGUGCGAUUGUAACCUCCUAAAUUGAUAGUGCAGGUUGUUUCGGCGAUUUUACAGCUUGCUACCUACUUCACAUGCUGAAAUUGACUUUGAUAUUAUCAGGGACACCUCGUAGGCUUGGGGGGAUUUGACCGAAUAUUACACAUUUCCCUCACACACAGUAACGGUUGUACAUUUUGGGCAAUGUGUUCUGAGCAUUCUGAGCCCAAACUGACAUCUUUCCAAGAAGUAGAUUAGGAUAAAAACUACUUUGUUUGAGGUCUGUGUUAGUUUUAAAAGCGCGUGAAGCUGUUGUCUCUUCCUGCUGGUUGCUAGGCUACACGAAAAAGCAUGCUCACAGGAGAGGGGCAACGCCCACGUACACAGACCCGAACCGUGA